Pogonomyrmex barbatus (red harvester ant) is the source of this 1160-nucleotide messenger RNA. It is a transcript of the gene Thor, whose product is annotated as eukaryotic translation initiation factor 4E binding protein thor. Gene Ontology annotation, molecular function: eukaryotic initiation factor 4E binding. Gene Ontology annotation, biological process: negative regulation of translational initiation. Lineage: Eukaryota; Metazoa; Arthropoda; Insecta; Hymenoptera; Formicidae. The record is from RefSeq and is a predicted model, not a curated record. Gene Ontology annotation, cellular component: cytoplasm.
ACGUGUAUUCUGCCGUCGCCCCGGUCUUAUAGGUUAUGUCGCGUCGAGUCCGCGCGACGGUAUCGACGGGCAACGUUAAUUGCGCGCAUUAAUCACGAUCGCGUCCAGAGGCGACGCGUGAUUCUACAGGGAGAUCGAGAGGGGAGGGACGUCGUCCGCGACUUUCGUCCUCCGUCGGGGAAAGAUCGGCGUGGGUUCACCCUUGAACGUUUCGCGUACUACUCGGCGAGAUACCACCGUUUGUCGGUAAUUAGCAGCAAGAGGCCCAGACCGAAGAGGAUCAUCCUCGCCCUUGGUCCGCACGGCGAGCGUGCUCGAAGGAAAGAAGAGAGGAACGGAGUGAAAACAGAGACACGAGAGAAAAGACGCAACUGCACGAGAUGUCAGCGUCUCCCAUCGCCAGACAGGCCACGCAGAGCCAGAGCAUACCAUCCAAGAGGGUCGUCAUUCACGAUCCCAACCAGCUACCGGCCGACUAUUCGUCCACUCCCGGAGGCACGCUCUAUUCCACGACGCCGGGAGGUACUCGCAUCGUAUACGAACGUGCGUUUCUAAUGAACCUGCGGAACUCGCCGAUAUCGCGAACACCGCCGCGAAACACGCUGACCAUACCGUCGGAAUUGUUGAAGGGCAACACACCAGCCAUCACCAGGGAUCCCGCCAAAAAUCUUAACAAAGACGCUCUGGUGAUCGAGGAGUCCGCUGAGCAGUUCGAAAUGGAUAUGUGAAGAAUAUUCGAUCCACCAUCGUUUACGCGACGAUCGAAAUGUGUUCGUAGCCAUGUCCGAGGAAAUUGUCAAUCAAUCAGUCCUUUGACAAUUGCACAUGGCUAACGCACUUCAAUUCUGUGCCUUUUUACCAGUGGUCUUAUUAUUAAGAAUUGAAUAUGAAUCUUUAAAAGAUGUUCUCUUUGGACGUGGAAGGCCAUAUCUUAUUCAUAUAUAUUAUAUACAAAUUCAUUUAAUUCUUGACGCUAGUUCUUGACCAAUAUAAUACGUAUAUUUGCAUAUAAAGAACGGCCAUGGAUGUGAAGGUGCUUAUGUCCAUGUGGCAUUGAGCAUUACAUGUCUUCCUUUUAAAAAUGGCCAAUGCGACGCUUUGUAAUCUAUUUCAUAAGGGACUUGUGUGUAUCUGUGAAUAAAUGAUACAUACGUUUUAUA